UUUACAUUUAUAUUAAGGAAAAAAGCCUUCAAGGGGUAUGUCAGAAGUUAUAGAGCAUUUAUCUCUAAUUAUACAGAUCCUAGUAUUUUAUUUGAAAAUGUUAGACAUACUAUUUAUAAUAUUUUGACUAAUGAUGAUUUAAUUUCAAGGAUGAAAUUUUUAUUAAAUCUAAAGAUAAAAUUUAUAAAAUAUUCAGAAAAUGAAACUAUUACGUAUCAGGAUGUGUUUUUCUCCAGUCGAGUAGAACAUAUUUUAUCUCGGUAUAUGAUCGAUGAAAGGUUAACAAAUGCUUUUGAUACAAUUUUAAACUUCAUUGAUCAGUUUAUAAAAAACGGAUCAGGGUGGAUAAUUAAGGAAAUUAUAUUUUUAGAUAUUCAUUUAGGAAUUUAUAAGGCUGAGAGUGGUGGAUGUGGUAAUAUCAUCCUACCAAAACAUUUAAUUAAUAAGCGUUGUUUGUUGAAUAUUAAAUGUAGUGAUAAUCAAUGUUUUUUAUACUGCGUAAUUGCUAGUUUGUAUCCAAAUACUAACAACAAAAAUUCGAUUUAUUCGUACAGGAAAUUUUUGAAAUAUUUAAAUACAAAUACCCUAAAAUUUCCAGUAAAUAUUAAAAAUAUUCCAUCAUUUGAAAAAAAUAAUAGUUUAAAAAUUCAAGUAUUUGGAUAUGAAAAAAAAAUAAUUUAUCCUAUUUAUAUAAGUAAAUAUCAGUUCGAAAAAGAAAUUAAUUUGUUAUUAUAUAAAUCCCAUUAUUUUCUAAUUAGAAAUUUUAACAGACUAUUGUCAGAAAAAUCAGGAAUACGAAAAUUUUGUAAACGAUGUCUUAUAGGCUUUCAAAGAAGCCAUACUUUAAAUGAGCAUGUGAAAAUAUGUUCUAAUUAUAAAUAUCAGAAAGUUUCUACCCCGACUGGAGAAAGAGCGGUUGCUAAAUUUACUAAUUACGAGAAGCAAUUAUAUCACCCCAUAGUAAUUUAUGCUGAUUUUGAAUCGAUUCUAGAAGAAGUUGAUGUAAACGCUGUAGAUCUAAAUUCUAGUUUCACUAAAACUAUUCAGAUUCAUAAACCUAUAUGUUAUUCUAUCGUUAUUAUAGAAAAUGAUGAUGAUUUAUUCUAUUCUAAUUUUUAUUGUGGUAAAGAUGCUGUUAAGCAUUUUUUAUUUGAUAUCCAGAAUCAAUUAAAAUUUUUAUUAGAUAAAAUAAAUAGUUAUGUAGAAAUGAAUGUGGAUACUAUUCCCGAUAAUUACGAACAUCGGUGUCAUAUAUGUGAGGAGGGGUUUAAUUAUGAUGAUAUCAGAGUAAGAGAUCACGAUCACUUAACAGGUGAUUUUCGCGGAAUAGCUCAUAACCAUUGUAAUUUAAAUUAUAGAUUCAAAAAAUUUAUUCCUAUUAUACUACAUAAUUUUACAGGUUAUGACUCCCAUCUGAUUUUCAAAAAUAUUCCUCCUAAACUAUUUUCGAGAAUUCAGAUUAUCCCAGUUAAUUCAGAAAAAUUUACUACGUUUACUUUAGAUCAUUUCAAAUUUAUAGACAGUUUCCAAUUUUUAAAUUCUUCGCUAACUACUUUAACAGAAAAUUUAAAAAAUGCAAAUUAUAAUUUUCCUAUUUUUAAUCAAUUUUUCUAUAAUAACGAAAAUAAAAAUUUAUUAAAAAGGAAAGGAAUUUUCCCAUAUUCUUAUUUUAAAAAUGAGGAUAUUUUAUACGAGAAAUGUUUACCCCCAAAAAAAUAUUUUUAUAACGAAUUAUCUGGAGAAAAUAUUAGCGAUGAUGAUUAUGAUCAUGCAAAAUUAGUUUGGAAAAAAUUUCGUUGUAAAAAUUUUAAAGAUUAUUUAAAAUUAUAUCAAUAUGUUGACACUUUAUUACUAGCUGAUAUAUUCCAAAAUUUUAGAAAAUUAAGUUUAAAAUAUUAUAAUUUAGAUCCAGUAUAUUUCAUAACAGCUCCAGACUUAACAUGGAAUUGUGGAUUAAAAAUGACAAAAAUUCAACUCGAAUUAUUUAAAGAUAUUAAUAUGUACCUUUUUAUUGAACAAGCAAUUCGCGGCGGAAUUAGCCUAACUUCGAAAAGAUUCGCGAGGGCCAACAAUCCUCUAAUUCCAGAAACCUAUGAUAAAAAUCAACGACAUAACUAUAUUAUUUCGAUAGAUGCUAAUAAUCUCUACGGAUUUGUGAUGAGUUCUUAUUUACCUGUAAAUAAUUUCAGAUGGUUAUCUGAGGAUGAGAUAAAUGCUUUAGACAUUUGUAAUAUUCCCGAUAGGAAUAAUAUAGGCUAUAUUUUAGAGGUUGAUUUAAAUUAUCCACCAAAUGUUCAUGACCGCCAUAAUGACUUACCAUUAGCUCCUAAUCAUACAUAUAUUCCAUUCGAUUUAUUAUCAAAUUAUCAAAAAUCGGUAUUAACUAAAUUAAAUUUAAAAUAUAAUAAUAAUAAUAAGAAAUUAAUUCCAACUUUGUUUGAUAAACAAAAUUAUGUAAUUCAUUAUAGAAAUUUAAAAUUUUAUUUAGAAGAGGGUUUAAUAUUAACUAAAAUUCAUCGAGUGCUUGCAUUUAAUCAAGAACCAUGGCUUAGAGAUUAUGUAUUGUUUAAUAAUAAAAAACGGCAGGAAUCAACGAAUGAUUUCGAUAAAAGUUUUUUCAAGUUAAUGAACAACAGUUUUUUCGGUAAAACCUGUCAGAAUGUGAGAAAGCGUUUAAAUUUAAAAACAGCCAUGACUGAAAAUCAAUGUCGAAAGUAUUUAUCUCACUCAGCUCUCGAAAAUUUCCAAAUUAUUAAUAAUAAUCUCACGAUUUUUCAAAUGAAAAAAAUUAACUUAUGUUCGGAUAAACCGAUUUAUAUAGGAUUUUGUGUAUUAGAAUUAAGUAAAUUGCAUAUGUAUCAAACAUUUUAUAAAAUAUUUAAAAAUAAAUAUGGUGAAAAUGUGGACUUGUUAUAUACAGAUACUGAUUCGCUAAUGCUUCAAAUUUAUACGAAUAAUUUAUAUAACGACUUUAAAUCAUAUCCAGAUAUUUUUGAUUUAAGCAACUACCCUAACAUGCGUGAAUUAUUUGAUGUAACAAAUAAAAAUAAGCUCGGAUAUUUUAAAGACGAGACCGCGUCUAAACCUAUAAUAGAAUUUUGUUCAUUAUAA
Centruroides sculpturatus (bark scorpion) is the source of this 3111-nucleotide messenger RNA. RefSeq lists its product as uncharacterized. The annotation marks the transcript as partial. The transcript has a single exon. The record is from RefSeq and is a predicted model, not a curated record. Gene Ontology annotation, molecular function: nucleotide binding; nucleic acid binding. NCBI's taxonomy places the organism in Eukaryota, Metazoa, Arthropoda, Arachnida, Scorpiones, Buthidae.